This is a messenger RNA of Sceloporus undulatus (fence lizard), 2324 nucleotides long. RefSeq names its product parapinopsin-like. Gene Ontology annotation, molecular function: G protein-coupled receptor activity. The record is from RefSeq and is a predicted model, not a curated record. Gene Ontology annotation, cellular component: membrane; photoreceptor outer segment. The transcript is spliced from 5 exons. Lineage: Eukaryota; Metazoa; Chordata; Lepidosauria; Squamata; Phrynosomatidae. The coding region runs from base 566 to 1705 and encodes 379 amino acids. Gene Ontology annotation, biological process: G protein-coupled receptor signaling pathway; visual perception.
AAUUAGAGAGAAAGCGGGGCGGAGGGAAAAGCGCCAAGAGCUGGAGGGGAGAAAGAAGGGGGGGAAUGGUCAGCAGAGAGAGAAGAGGAGGCGCCAGGGAGGGACGGCCAUGCCCUGCCCUCCCUCAGCAAGAGAAGAGGAGCAGCACGGCGACAGAAGGUGGGAAGAAGCCGAGAGACACAGGAAUCAAGGAAAAGCAUGAGGAGAUGAAAUCGCACAUUAGGGAAAGACUUUUUUGAUCUGAGAGAAAAACAAAAGAAACAAUCGUAGCUCUGCAUUUUUGAAGAUAUAUCAUCUUUUGGUCUUUCAAGGAUAUGUUGAAAUUAUUAUUCUUUUAGUAGAGUUGCAUGUUGGAUUAUUGUUUAUCUUCUGUUUUUGCAAGUAAUAUAUUACAGCAUGGGGAAAAAACAGUGCAGGAUGCUUCUGCAACAAAAAGCUGACAUUUCUAGUUAGUAUGUCAUGAUAGGGCAUACUGUAUAGAAUCCCCUAAACUUGGUAAUGGAAAGUUGUCACUUUUCAAAAGGUGUUAAAUCUGCAAUUCUUCAGUAUCAUCCCACCUACUGUGAUGUCCGAAAUUAAUGCCAACUCAACUUUCAAUCUGACUACAUUGACAGAUGAGUCAAGAACUGGCCUUUCAAGAAUGGGACAUAACAUUGUUGCUGUUUUUCUUGGACUUAUUUUAGUUUUCGGGUUCUUGAAUAACUUGGUUGUCCUCAUUCUCUUCUGUAAGUUUAAAACCUUGCGCAACCCGGUGAAUAUGCUACUGCUGAAUAUCAGUGCCAGUGAUAUGCUGGUCUGCAUCUCUGGGACUACAUUCAGCUUCAUAUCCAACAUUUAUGGCAAAUGGAUUGGAGGGGAGCACGGCUGCAGGUGGUAUGGCUUUGUCAAUUCUUGUUUUGGCAUCGUAUCUCUGAUCUCACUGGCCAUUCUGUCUUAUGAACGUUACAGCACUCUUACGCUCACCAAUAAACGUGGCUCUGACUACCAAAAAGCCCUGCUUGGAGUUGGUGGCUCCUGGCUUUAUUCUCUGAUUUGGACUGUACCACCUCUAGUUGGCUGGAGCAGCUAUGGACUUGAGGGGGCAGGCACCAGUUGUUCGGUCCGAUGGACUUCUGAAACACCAGAGUCGGUGUCCUAUAUCAUCUGUCUCUUCAUAUUCUGCUUAGCCAUUCCAGUCAUGGUCAUGAUAUACUGCUAUGCACGUCUCUUUUAUGCUGUCAAACAGGUUGGGAAAAUCCGGAAAACCUCCGCCCGGAAAAGAGAAUUCCAUGUACUCUUCAUGGUCAUCACAACUGUCAUCUGUUACCUGAUUUGUUGGAUGCCCUAUGGAGUUAUAGCACUUCUUGCAACAUUUGGUAGGCCUGGCUUGGUGUCUCCUGUAGCCAGUGUCAUACCAUCUAUCCUGGCAAAGAGCAGUACUGUAUGCAACCCAAUCAUCUACAUCCUAAUGAACAGGCAGUUCUAUAAAUGCUUUCUCAUGCUUCUGCACUGCCAGCCUCCUUCAGUUGCUGAUGGAGAAACCAUAUGUCAGUCAAAGGUCAUGACCAUUCAGCUAAACCAGAAGGCACAAAGUGGAGUCACAUCUAAAAGCCAAGUUGUUCCACAAAUGGAUGAGAAAGCAAUCUGCCUUUUGAGCCCGGAGUCAAGCUUGGAGCCAGUUUCAGAGAACACACCACAACUGUCUAAGGAAAAUUCAUUCCUGUGAAGUAGUACAAGCUGUUGCCUAUACAACUACAUGAAACAUGUUACAGUUUUGUUACCAAUUUGCUUUAUAUUCCCUUAAGGAAUAUCCUAUGUGUUCAGCAGAAAUAGAAGUUGUUUCUAUUACUAUUUUUUUAACUCUGAAGCAACUUAGAAAUUAUGUCAUAAAUUGGAAAAGAUAUGUAUUCUGGAUAUUUAAGGGCAUAGUUUAACAGGGAGGUAUGUGGACUGUAACACAAGGCACCUUUCCAUCCAUUCAACUAAUGUUAGCUCCUUAAACUAACUUAAACUGAAUUUCCUUCUAGAUAUCUGUGGCCUGACAAGUACUGUCUAUUGGAAUUGUUUUCAGACAUUUACUCAGUCAGCGGUACCCACUAUUUAUAUAAAGUUUAAAAACCCUCAGGUUUUUAAGAUUUCAGUUUAGUUUUUCAAAACAAGCAACUUAAAAUUGUCCCAGUGUGGUGUAAUGGUUUGAGUGUUAGACUAUGAAGAUUUUCAUACCAGCUCUUAAGUGCUGACAAAUCACCUCUAAAACACUGAAGAAGCGCGCAUGUGUGAAAGCCUGGCGCACUUCCUCAUCAUCAGGGAAUUGUUGGCUCCCUCUAGCAUCCUUCUAGUGCAGU